AUGAUUGCUAUCAUAGUAGCUAGGAAUUUCCUCACUCCUAUGGAUGAAAUACUGUUAAUAGGAAAGUCUGACGAAGAGGUUAUUGAUGACUCAAUGGCUUUUAGCAUUCAGAGUGCUGCUUCUGUUUCUAACAUGGCUGAUCGUUUGCGUGCCAAGGAAAACGAGAUUCAAGAGCUAAACACUGAAAAUUUGUCUCUUCAAAGAAUGCUUCAUGAGUCUCAACAAGAGAUUGAGAUACAUAAAGAGAAAAAUAAGGCCUUCUUGAAACUGGUGAGUUCAUACUCCAUUGAUACACGGACAAGGCUUGACAUGCUACAGAUUUCCGAUGAAAAUAUUCUGGGAGACCACAAGAGGCUCAUAACUAAGCUUAAGAGGUGCUGUCCUCUUCCUUCAGAGGCUUCCAGAAUAUAA
Messenger RNA from Prunus armeniaca (apricot), 411 nucleotides. The record is from the annotation of a GenBank genome assembly. NCBI's taxonomy places the organism in Eukaryota, Viridiplantae, Streptophyta, Magnoliopsida, Rosales, Rosaceae.